UACCUCUUCAUCCAGGACACAAGGACUUCACCAACCUCCUUAACCAGGACACAGACAUCUGCUCUCUCAGAAAGAUUUCUCCAGCAACCAUGGCCGCCUUUGUGGAACUCAGUACCAAAGCCAAGAUGCCCAUUGUGGGUCUGGGCACCUGGAAGUCACCCCCAGGCAAAGUCAAGGAAGCUGUGAAGGCGGCCAUCGAUGCUGGGUACCGCCACAUUGACUGUGCAUAUGCAUAUUACAACGAGAAUGAGGUUGGAGAAGCCAUUCAGGAAAAGAUCAAGGAAAACGUUGUGAAGAGAGAGGACCUCUUCGUGGUCAGCAAGCUGUGGCCCACCUGCUUUGAGAGAAAGCUGCUGAAGGAAGCCUUCCAGAAGACCCUCUCUGAUCUGAAGCUGGACUAUCUGGACCUCUAUCUCAUUCACUGGCCACAGGGACUUCAGCCAGGAAAGGAGUUAUUCCCCAAAGAUGAUCAAGGCAAUAUCCUCACCAGUAAGACAACAUUCUUGGAUGCCUGGGAGGUCAUGGAGGAACUGGUGGACCAGGGGCUGGUGAAAGCUUUGGGCGUCUCCAACUUCAACCACUUCCAGAUUGAAAGGCUCCUGAACAAGCCUGGACUCAAACAUAAGCCAGUGACCAACCAGGUUGAGUGCCACCCAUACCUCACCCAGGAAAAGCUGAUCCAGUACUGUCACUCCAAGGGCAUCACCAUCACAGCCUACAGUCCCCUGGGCUCGCCAGACAGACCUUGGGCCAAGCCAGAGGACCCUUCACUACUAGAGGACCCCAAGAUUAAAGAGAUUGCCGCAAAGCACAAGAAAACCUCAGCCCAGAUUCUCAUCAGGUUCCACAUCCAGAGGAAUGUGGCAGUGAUCCCCAAGUCUGUGACACCAGCACGUAUUCAUGAGAACUUUCAGGUCUUUGACUUCCAGCUGAGUGAUGAGGAGAUGGCUGUGAUCCUCAGCUUCAACAGGAACUGGAGGGCUUGCCUGCUGCCUGAGACAGUGAACAUGGAAGAAUAUCCCUACAAUGCAGACUACUGAGGCUGAACCACGGGAGCAGACUUCCUCUCUGCGAUGCACACCUCUCUACUCGAGUGCGCUUUGCGCCAAGCCUACCUGACGUCGCGCUGUAGGCGAGGCUGUGUUUAGGGCCCUCGUGUUGAGCCAAGGGCAGAUUGUGGCAAGGAAAGGUGACUUGGAGGAACAAAUGGACAUUUCUUUCGCUAGUUUGAUCUG
Molecule: messenger RNA, 1235 nt
Organism: Acomys russatus (golden spiny mouse)
Lineage: Eukaryota; Metazoa; Chordata; Mammalia; Rodentia; Muridae
Product: aldose reductase-related protein 2
Exons: 10
Coding region: 90-1040 (316 amino acids)
Cellular component (GO): mitochondrion; cytosol
Molecular function (GO): aldose reductase (NADPH) activity
Source: RefSeq, a predicted model, not a curated record